This is a messenger RNA of Myotis myotis, 544 nucleotides long. Its product is annotated as iron-sulfur cluster assembly enzyme ISCU, mitochondrial-like. The record is from RefSeq and is a predicted model, not a curated record. Bases 1 to 510 code for a protein of 169 amino acids. Gene Ontology annotation, biological process: intracellular iron ion homeostasis; iron-sulfur cluster assembly. NCBI's taxonomy places the organism in Eukaryota, Metazoa, Chordata, Mammalia, Chiroptera, Vespertilionidae. The transcript has 2 exons. Gene Ontology annotation, molecular function: 2 iron, 2 sulfur cluster binding; ferrous iron binding. Gene Ontology annotation, cellular component: cytoplasm; mitochondrial matrix.
AUGGACACUGCAGACUAUAGCCAGGCUUCACUUGUCUUGCCAUCUGGCCACCAGGGGGGGGGAGGUGCUGCGUCAGCCCUGCUGCUCGGACCCCUCGCCUGCUGCCGGGAGCUGUCAGCUUCGGCCCGGCUCUAUCACAAGAAGGCUGUCCAUCAUUAUGAAAAUCCCAGAAACGUGGCGUCUCUUGACAAGACAUCCAAAAGUGUUGGGACUGGAUUGGUGGGGGCUCCAGCGUGUGGCGAGGUGAUGAAAUUCCAGAUCCAGGUGGAUGAGAAGGGGAAGAUCCUGGGCGCCAGGUUUAAAACAUUUGGCUGCGGUUCCGCAGUCGCCUCCAGCUCGCUGGCCACCGAAUGGGCGAAAGGAAAGACGGUGGAGGAAGCCUUGACCAUCAAGAACACAGGCAUCGCCAAGGAGCUGCGCCUGCCCCCCGUGAAGCCGCACUGCUCCGUGCUGGCUGAAGGUGCGAUCAAGGCCGCCCUGGCUGAUUACAAACUGAAGCAAGAACCCUAGAAAGGAGAGGCGGCGAGGGAAUGAGCCCCUGGCG